GAAAAGCAACUUCCCGUGUUUCGUUUUUCGCUGACGGUCGUUUCUCGUUUUUUCCCCCCGAGAACGUGAAUUAAUGCUGACCGAUUUUUCUUUUUAUUUUACGUAAAUAUUGUAUUUAAUUGUCUACAUCCCGGUAGGUAAUUAGAAACCAUUUCAUUCUCAGACCUGGAGUUUUUUUUUUUUAAACCGGGCUUCAAAACACUGUUCAGGGUCCAAUCCUAAAUAGUGACUUAUCGGAUAUGAAGUGCACUAUGGAGGGCUCGCAGUGUGUUAUCUCACACCCUAUGUAGUCCACUCAGAUGCCUAUUGUUACUCCAACUGGAUCUUCUCCUCCAUCUGUAAGUGGAAGUGUUGAAGAUCCAAAGAAGCUGGACCGAGCUGAAACAUUGAGCUGUAGCAGAACGUUUCCACAGGACGCUCCUGCUCCAGGGCUUCCUGAACAGCGGAGAGUAUUGGACUGUAUAGAGGUCUUACAGCUGAAUCCAAGUCCCAAGCAGCAUGAGAAAACCUCUGGAGAUGUUGAGCGAGUGUCCGGUCAGUCAAAAAAAAGAGAAGAGGCCAUCAAAGGGAUCAGCAUCAGCAGCACGGCUUUUAUCGGCCCGGCAUGUCGGCCGCAGCCUGUGAUCGAGGACGAACUGAGCGAGUUUUAUAAAGAGCUUGCGCAGAUCGACCAGACGGAUGCUGGAGAUGGGAAUUGUGAAAAUGUCUCUCAAGCCUGUACUGAAGAAGGAAAUGGCGAGUCUGUGUCUCAAUUCUGGGUUCCACCACACACUGGAGGUAGGACUAGUGAGAAGGUUAGGUUCUGGGCUCCAUCAGAUGCUAUAAACGGAAAUAGUAAGAAUUUGUCUCAGUCCUGGACUCGAUCAGACACGUUCAAUAGAAACAAUCAGCCUGUAUCUCACUUCUUUGCUCCACUGGACAGACAAGAUGGAAAUUUUGAGAAUGUACGUCAGCUCUCAAACCCACCAGCUAUUAAAGAGAGAGGAAACCCCCACAGGAAUGCCUACAGGCCUUAUCCUGCUCCAUGGCCAAACACAGCAGACAGGAACGCACCACAAUGGAGACAGAAUUAUGACUUGACCUGCAAUUGGUCAAACCCACACAGCUAUCAAAAUCAGUGGCAGCAUCCUCCACCAAACUUCCGCUUUCAUCCUCCACCUCCGAAUCCCACGUACCCGGCGUACUCCCAGUCUCACGGACACCAGUACGGUCAGCUCGAGGACAGCAGCUUCCAGCUUGGUCCUGACCCCAGACCCGCUUCAUCUCACAGCCCUGCUCCGUACGAAGCGUUCGAACGACGGCGGUAUGAGGACCAGGAUUACCAGGACGUGAACCGACACCAGCGUUACGACUCUCCGUCUCUGGUGUUGAUUUUGAUGAGAGGAGUCCCAGGUUCCGGGAAGACGACCUUAGCUAGGCAAAUAUCAUCCAGCGGUCCGAGUGGACUGAUCCUCAGCACCGACGAUUACUUUUACCAGAAGGACAGCUACCACUUCGAGCCCGCUCUGCUCAGCACCGCCCACACCUGGAAUCAAAACAGAGCCAAAAAAGCCAUGCUGGACGAGUACACACCGGUUAUUAUAGAUAAUACGAACAUUCAGGCCUGGGAGAUGAAGCCGUACGUGGCAGCGGCACUAGAGAUGGGGUACAGAGUGGACUUUGUUGAGCCGGACACCAGCUGGAAAUGUGAUCCUGCCGAGUUAGAAAAGAGGAAUCAUCAUGGAGUCCCGAAGAAGAGUUUAAUAAACAUGCUGGACCGAUUCGAGCUCCCGAUCAGCGUGGACAUUGUGAUGAAUUCCCAUGAGCCUUCUCAUAAAAGAAAUUAACAUCAUUCCAGACACUGAAAAUGAAAAAUAUCCAGAAAAUAAAUGCAUAGUUUGUUUGUUGAUUAAUUAACAGAAAUUGACAGUGUUUUCUCAGGGCUAAUCUGUUUUUAGGUAUAAAAAAAGUACUCUGAUCUCUGGGUUUAAACAAAUUGAACGUCACUAAUCUAAUAAGAUGAGGUCUAUGAAGCAUUCGAUCUUCAGAAAAUGUCCAGGAAUCUUCCCUGGAGAACCUCUAAAUUAAUUAUUUGUCAAAAAAACUGGAAUGCUUGGGUUUUUCUGCAUAUUGUGAGCAUUUUUUGCCCUUUGAUAUUUUUAUAUCGGACGUCUGAUGCUGCAUUCAGUUUCUACCUUAAAUCUGAGUCAGUGAGAUGAACAGAUCAACCCAGAGAUCAAUUCAUUUUUAUUUCUAUGAUCUGAUUUUAAUGACACUGUUGAACCCUCAGGUAAAAUGACAACAAAAAAAUUCCAUAAUGAAAAAUAUUUACAUUCUGUUUUACCUUCCUGUUUUUAUUAGUAGUGUUUAUUACGAAUGUUAUGUGUUUAUAAUACUAAUUAUUACAACUUUUGUAUAGUAGAAUUGUAAUAAAAUAUAUACAUUUAACAUUCA
Messenger RNA from Silurus meridionalis, 2433 nucleotides. RefSeq names its product NEDD4 binding protein 2-like 2 (gene n4bp2l2). The transcript has 6 exons. Gene Ontology annotation, cellular component: nucleus. The record is from RefSeq and is a predicted model, not a curated record. The coding region runs from base 300 to 1826 and encodes 508 amino acids. Lineage: Eukaryota; Metazoa; Chordata; Actinopteri; Siluriformes; Siluridae. Gene Ontology annotation, molecular function: transcription corepressor activity. Gene Ontology annotation, biological process: negative regulation of transcription by RNA polymerase II.